Messenger RNA from Centruroides sculpturatus (bark scorpion), 1676 nucleotides. RefSeq lists its product as uncharacterized. The coding region runs from base 158 to 1399 and encodes 413 amino acids. The record is from RefSeq and is a predicted model, not a curated record. Lineage: Eukaryota; Metazoa; Arthropoda; Arachnida; Scorpiones; Buthidae. The transcript is spliced from 2 exons.
AUUCCGGUGAACGUAACUUGAGAAAGUGUUCGUUUUGAGUGGCAAGUAUUGAGAAAGAUAAUCGUUGACUAAAAAAAUUUAAGAGAUUCGAAGAAUAUUCUUUAUUAUUCGUACCAGUUUCUAGUAAUACACGUAUUGUUUCAAGAGGCAAAAUAAGAUGUCAAACGUGAAAAAACAACGAUUUAACUUUCACGAAGUGACUAUAUUCAAUGAGAAUGGAGAAUGUGUCGUCGUAUCACGAACAUCUUUGAUACAAAAUGGUGGAUUGCUGAAAAACUUUAUAAUUGUGUGUCCCAAUGAAAUGAAGUUUAUUCUGAAAUUACCUCUGACAUUGCAAAUGCUGAAUGAAUUUGCAGGGUUUUUGGAGAAAGAAUAUGUUUUUUUGAAUUCUGCUGAUAACGGAUUCGAAAUGUACCUCAUCGGCAAACGUUACUUUAUUAGCCAACUGCAAAAAAUGUGUUUCCAUCAUCUUACACAGCCGAAUAUCUGCACAAACAUUUGUCGCAUCCACGAUUUUGCUUGCAGACACAACGAAAAACAAUUGCAGUUUCAUUGUUGGGAAUGUUUCCUUUGGCUCGAAAAGAACUAUAUCCACACAGACGAUUUCAAACGGUGUGAAGAAAGCACCAUUUACAGGUUAUUGAAGUCCGACUUUUUCAAUAUAGAGGAAUCUGAUUUGUUGCGUGCUCUUUUCGUGUGGGUCGAGCAGAAAUUUUGUAAACUGAGAAAAACAAACGACGACAUUUCGAAGGGAAAAAUAAUAAGACCGUUCCUGCCGUUGAUUAGAUUCUCCAUGUUGGAACCAUGGUUAAAAGAACACCUUUUGAACUUGAUUAGCAAAGAUUGCAUUUCGAAAAAAGAAGCUAAAUCCAUAAGAAGAUAUCAAAUUCAAAAAAAUGUCGCGACUCUUCCACCAAUAAUAUCUGCUUACGCUAAACCGAGAAGAACUGAAUAUUCUUCGUUACUUGCCGUAAAUUUCAUGACUUAUAAAGAGUUGAAAGAAAAUACCAAAGUCAAACCAACUUUUCUGUUUAUGGCUGAUUUAUGGGUUAGCAAAAGUUGUGUGGUGAAUGCGAUUGUGCUGCCAAUUAACCAUGGAAAUCCUGAAGGAAUAAAUGUUUUAGUCGGUGUGAAGUCGACGUAUUCGCAAGAUUUCGUCUACGAAAGACAGAUCUGUGGUAUGGACGGGAUUUUAGAGUUUCGAAAAAUGAAAUAUUUGCGGGAGCGCAGCUUUAACAUAUUUUUAGUGAAGGUUGCGAAGGAAGAAAUAGAAUCGACCUUCAUUGAGGUAUUAAAAAAUACUCCCGAAUAUAUUCCGUUAUACGAACUCCCAGAUGAAACUAACAGACUUACAGGGGAGAAAACAAUAUUCAAUUGUAAAAUUUGUCCUAUUUUCUAAUUUUUGUAAAACCGUAAUAUCGGUUACUUUACUUACAUUUAACACGAGGUAUGUUUUCGCUUCCUCUCGAGAAAGUACGUAAUUGAACUGUGACGUCUGUGGUUUUUACAGAAUACGAAAAUUAAUUUUGAGUGUUUAAAUAAUUACACAAUGUAAAUAAACAGUACACGUGAGGUGAUUGUUGUAGACGAAACCAUUUUUGGGAAAUAAUUGAAUGACAAUAAAUUAUAGAAACUUCCGUUUUUCAUUUUUAGUGCAUUUUUUUAGAUAACAUCAA